CUAUUCCAGUGGACUUCCAGUGUGUUUUCUUCGCUAUGGCCGGAAUCCUUCGCGGAAGUAAAUUAGUGCGGUAUUUUGCGGGUUUUGCCCGGAGUAUUGCCUUCAAUACUACCCGGGAAAUUGAGGGAAAUGCUGUGCAGCAGGGUCAGUGUCUCUGUGGGCAGAUAUCACAGGGAUUCUCAACAGCCGCCCGGUCCGAUCAAAACCUCGAUAGAUCCCUGAAGCGCCUGGAUCAGGAUGUCAGGCGCUCGGGGAGGAUUUCGAGGAGGGACAUCGAAGAGAUUCUCGAGGAGAUUCGGCUGCAACGGUCAGCAACGAGCUCACAAUCGUUGCUGGUUAUCAGAUGCUGCGGGAAUCUCGUUCCUGAGGAACUCCCUGAAGUCCGGACGGCUCUUGUGCAGGAGAUAUGGCGUACUCUGAACAAUCUCAAUGUGCCCAUGGAUAUUUCGCACUACAAUGCACUGCUAAGGGUUUAUUUGGAGAACGAGCAUCCCUUCUCGCCAACGGACUUCCUCAAUGACCUGGAGAGCAAGGGAGUGGAGCCCAAUAGGGUCACGUACCAGCGUCUGAUUGCAAGAUACUGUCAGGAUGGGGAUAUUGAGGGUGCAACGAAGAUUCUGGAAUUUAUGCGCGAGAAGCAGCUUCCAGUCAAUGAAAAUGUCUUCAAUGCUUUGAUUCUGGGGCAUUCCCAGGCGGAUGACAUGGAGUCCGCUCUGGGGAUUCUCAGUGUGAUGGAGCAGGCGGGCCUGGAGCCAAGUGCUGACACUUACACGACCCUCCUUUGUGGAUACGCCAGGAAGGGAGAUGUGGAAGCAAUUAAGAAAACCCUGGCAGAGUGCGAGAAAAAAGAGGUCUUCCUCCUGGACAAGGACAUCCUGGACAUUCUCUACGCCCUCACGAUCAGUGGCCAUGGAAAACAUGCAGAUACCCUGCUGAGCUGUGUCCGGAAAUCCAUUGGAUACAAUCAGGAUGCCAUCAAUACCAUCCUGCGCCUGACAAAUCGCGGAGAGGAUGAAGUUGCCCUGAAAAUCCUCCGUACCAUGCCGAGAAAUGUCAAAGCAAGUGGCGAGGUCAGUGACACGGGCAAUUUUUUCAUCAGGCAAAUGGUAAAGGCUAAGCUUCCGGUCGAGAGAAUUCUGCAAGUUUGUCAGGCCAUUCAGCAGGAAGGAUUAAAUUCCCGACCCCUUCUGAUUGCAAUCGAAGCUGGCCUGGUGCAAGGAAGCCCAGAGAUUGUCAUCCCGCUGCUCAAGAAAGCCCAAGAAUUGGGAUUUCCACUGAGGCAACAUUACUUCUGGCCACUUCUCUGCUCAGCUGCCAAGACAUCCUCAACUCAAGGAGUUGUCGGUGUCUUGAAGCAGAUGCAGGAGGACUUCAGUCUUCAGCCGACCAGUGAGACAAUCAGGGAAUAUGUCAUUCCCAAUUUGAAGGCCAGGAGGGAUGAUAUAAUCCGGGAUUUGACGAAUGCCGGAGUAUCUCCGGCCAAUGUGGGCAGUAGUUUGGUCUACAAUGAACUGUCGAAGGGAAAUCUCAAGGAAGCAGCUGAUAUUUCAACGAGAAUUCGAGCUUUCUAUCAUCCAAAUCUCUUCAGGCGUCCACUCAUCUCGGCUCUGGGAGCAUCCAAGGACUGCGAAUCCUUCAUCAAGGUCACCAGACAGAUUUACGAUGGGAUCCCAAGAUUCUACGGGCGACAGCAAUCGGAGGACGCAGAGAGUGAACCAGAGGAGGCUUCUGGGUUGAAUCAGCAAGAAUGUCUUGGGCAGAUUAUCUACGAUGUGGCCACUUACUUCCGGAAGGACAAUAAUGAGACCUUGGGGAAGGUUCUUGAAGGUUUAGUUCAGCAGGGACUUUCGAUAAGUUCUCGUCAAGCUGAACGAAUCCAGGAGAAGCUUGGCUCGGAAUUGACUGUUGAGAUCUCCAAGAGUCUUGGUCAGUUGGCUUCCGGGGAGUUGGAACCUGUUGCUCUGACGCAGGAAGAUGGUUCGAGGAGGACGAAUACCCUCAAUCAGAUGAGUGUUGCUCAGUUGGAGAGGAUUAUUGAGCAAGUGGAGGCCAAGGGGGAGAAUAGUAAAGGGCUGAAGAGGUAUCUGUUGGCUUCGUGCUUCCGCAGCAAGGAUCUCAAGAAGACAGAAGAAGUUAUCCAGAGAUUGGAAUCUGAGGGAUACAGUUUCACGUCUGGAGUCUAUGCGCAGUUGAUUGAUCUGUACUGUCAUCAUGAGAAUCUGGAGAAGGCUUUUGACGUUUAUCGGAAGAUCAAGGACAAGGAACCGGAAUUUCUUCUGGACAAUCUCAAGACAAUUCGCUUGGCUACGUUGCUGUUGGGUCAGGAGCGCGUUGAUGAAGCUGUGGAGUUUCUGCAGAAGAACCAGAAGCCUGAGAUUCGUCCUGAAGAUCAGACAUUCAACUAUCGCACAACUUGCUGGCGAAUGCUGAAUUCCCUGGCGGACAAGGGGCAGUCGGAGACUCUGGAGAGGAUUUUCUCGACUCUGGAAGCUGGGAAUUACAUUGAAGUGAGUAAUGUCCUCCUCGGGCCGUUAAUUAAAGCCUGCCUGGUGAAGGAUGAUCUGCCCAAAGCGAUGGAGACCUUUGAGAAAAUCUCCGUGAAGUAUCAAUCGACUCCGUGGAAGAAUGAACUUGCCUGUAGGCUCAUUCAGGCUGAAGAUGCCAACAAUCUCCAACGUUUGACAAAUCUCAGCACGAAGAUUCACGGAGAAGUCAAUUCUCUGUACGAUUUGGUCUUUUCCUUCGUGGAAUGCGGAAGGAUUCGGCAGGCGAGGAAGAUUCUCGAGACUCCUGGCCUGAGGGUGAGAUACCAAAGGUUGAACACGGCCUGCGAGAGGUACCGUCAGGAGGGGAUGGUCCGGCCACUUGAAGGACUCGUGGAAGCCACCAAAGAUUUAAAUCACAUCGAUCGUGAGGAUAUCUACUACAAUCUCCUUCUGAGCUACUGCAAGGAAGAUGUUCCGGACAAGGCAUUGGGAUUGUGGACGAAGAUGCAGGAAGAAGAUAUCACGCCAUCUGAAGCAUUUCUCAUGAAACUCGGAAAGUAUCUUCAGUCGAAGAAUUUGGAAGUUCCCUUUGCCAUCCCAGAAGUCAAAUCGUCAUCAGUUCAGCAACCACAGUCCCCACCAAAAGUCCCAGCUCCGAAAUCCAUCCAAGAACAGCCCAAAUCCUCCCCAGCAGAAUCCACAAAUGCCUCAGCUUUCAAGAAAGCCCUCAAACAGGGCAAUAUCGAUGCAGUCAUCCAGGCUCACAAGAAACUCAACCCAACGGACAAAUUGAGUGUGACGCAUCAGUCGCACUUCCUGGAACUCCUCGUGAAAUUCGACAGGCUGCAAGAAGCCAAUGAGCUGCUACAGCAAAUGCUACAGGAGAAAACACAUCCAAUCCCGAGAAUCUUCAGGUUCUACCUGAACAAAGUGGCAGCAGCUGGAGAUGUUGGGCAGUUCGAGAGGAUUUCGCAGUAUUUGUCACCGGAAAUCAAGAGAACCAUCUCGUAUGACAAUCGCCUGUGCCAUGCUUACGUCACGGCUGGACGGGCUGAGGAGUAUCUGGAGAAAGUUGGCAAGGAACUGGAUGGGGCGAAGAGUGAUAAAGAGAGGACGGUUCUUGCGGAGAAAUUCCCAAGAGGAGGAGCACAAGGGGUCCUGCAGAAACAUCCAGAAUUGGUGGACAAAUAUGAAAACCUGGCCAGAAAAUUCAUGCAACACAAAAUCACGUCUCCCAUGAACGUCCUCUGGAUCCAUCACUUUGUCACGGGCAAUCAGGAAGCCCAUGAGAAGAUCUGGCAGGAGCAUCUCAAAGAAGCUCCACGGCUCAUGUUCCAUCGGAUUGUCCAGACGGCUCGUGAGAACCAGGACAUUAGUCUGAUCAGGCAUUUGAUUGGGAAGCUGAAGGAAGCGAGUGUGAGCGAUGGAGCUCUUGGGAAUGCUUACAGCUGCCUCCUGGACAUCCAUUCGGCACGAGGGGAAUUUGAUGUGGGACUCGAGGCACUGAAUGCAGCUGUCCAGGAGAAAGUGCCCAUCCAGGGAAUCAACAGAACAGCUCUGAUGCGACUCAAAGAUGGCAUUGAGAAGGCAGGUAAACAAUUCCCUCACAAAAUCCCAGAGAAAUCCAAUCAGAAGGAUCAAGAGUCCUCGAGUAGUAGUAGUAGUAGCAGUAGUAGCGAUGAUGAACCAGAGAAGUCCAAGAAGUAGUUGCGAGGAAGAAGAAGCAGAGGGAAGUGAAAGAGAAUUUGGCGGAAGAAAUAUAUAAUUGCACCCAUUUAGCUUAAAAAUUACAUUAAAAUACAAAAAUUUCUAGCAAUCCAAUGCCCCAAUUGAAUAAUAAAGGGGGAGUCAUUUGUGGAUUUGAUAAAA
Molecule: messenger RNA, 4355 nt
Organism: Phlebotomus papatasi
Lineage: Eukaryota; Metazoa; Arthropoda; Insecta; Diptera; Psychodidae
Gene: bsf
Product: leucine-rich PPR motif-containing protein, mitochondrial
Exons: 4
Coding region: 36-4193 (1385 amino acids)
Molecular function (GO): protein binding
Source: RefSeq, a predicted model, not a curated record